AUGUUCUCGGGAUACAAAAGUCAAACAAAUUUCUCAACAUCCCAUCACCCUACAUAUUCAAGUUCACGAAAAUGGACAGUUGAUACAACACAGAAUGACACUCCCAUUCCGAGUACCAUGAGUGGACUAACUGGAGACUCUAACCUUCUGAGUACUGCGAGGGGACUAACUGGAGAUAGGACGAGUUCAACCUUCACCUCUCGGCUUUCGAACUUUCACAAAGAUGAAACUCCUGAGAGGUCGAGAUCUCCUUAUUCCAGUAACAGAAAUUACCUACUAACGGACUACAGGAAUGGAGGUGGUGCACAACCUCCCAGGCAGACACUGGUAUCUAGGUCAGGGUCUGCUCAUCAAGUCUCCGAAGCUUGGCCGGAAAGUUCAGACCUUCAUACAUCCUCUUCUGCUUCUAAUCUCCUGCAUGAGGAGGCCGAGGAAACAGAAGAGGACCCCAGAACACCCAUUAGAAAGUUGCUGGAUUUAGCAGGUGACUUACGUAAUCUCGAUGUGGAGAAAUGUUUAUACGACUACAAGGCAAUGAUGGAAUUUAAAGAUCCAAUGGCUCUAACUCGAGAGGAGGAGUAUACUCGGUCUAAGAAGGCUCGACCUUCUGGGUUUGGACGGCAAACCGAAUCGAGGUACAGACGAGAAAGAGACCAGUAUCGUAAUGAGAGAGAUCAGCUGCUGACAGAAGUACGUGACCUUCGUGCAAAGGUCACCUCAUUUGAGAUGAGUCCCGGGGAUACCCUGGACAAGGAAAGAGAAAAAAUAAAACAGGAAUACGAAGAAAAAAAUAAAGAGUUGAUUGGCCAGUGGAAAAAGGUGCUGCAGGACAAACUCGAAAAGGAAAUCGAAAAAGAAUCAAAGUUUAAAGAAGACACAGAGAAUCUGAGGAGGCAAUUGAAAGAGAAAGAAGAAGUUACAUCAAAAUUAAAUGGGAGGAUUGACAAAUUUAAGAAUGCUUUAGAACAAGCUCAUGAAGCAGUGAACAAACUAGAGAAGGAAAAGACUGAUGCCUUGACAAGAUUAAGCAAAGAAAUGGGUAAAAAGUUGAAUGACAAAAACCCCAAUAUCACGGACCUCAGCGAUUCCAACCGCCCCACAAAGAUCGCCGAGAAGUAUAACGAACUGUACGAUAACGAGUGGACAGAUGCGUUGGAACACCUGGCAGAGGUCUACACAGAGGAGAAUGCGAUAACAGAGUUACUGAACUGUAUACAGGCUGCCUACUCGUUUUGUGAAGAGGCUGCUGCUCGACAAAUGCAGAACAUCAAGAAGUCCUUAACAAAUCUGAGUAGUCGAUUAAGAGAUGAUUCAUUCCCUAUGCCUUCUGUUGAUCCCCAAACAGAACGAAUGCUGGAGGAAAUCAGAAAAUCACAAAAAAUGCCAGUAGAGACUCUGUUGAAGGAAUUUGAAUACAGUAGAGAUUUCAAAGCUGUGUAUAAGAAGGUACCGGAGUACACAACCAAAUGUCUGGAGCUGUGCUGGCAGAUGCAGAUACACAAUCCUCCCAUGGCCCUGGGGCAGCCACCAGCCGAGGGUGACGUAUUUGAUGGCAAUCUCUACAAAGAGUACACCAGAACUGGACUGACUGUUCACUAUGUGGUAUGGCUUCCACUCCUGCUACACGAAAAUGGUGCUCUUCUGCAGAAAGGAGUUUCUCAACCUCAUCCAAACAAAGACAAAUCCGUCCGCCAAAGAUCUAGAAAUUCUGCAGACAACAUCAGAAAGUCUACAUAUCAAAGUGAGCAGAGAGGACGCCAAACCACCGACACCAACCAUCAUUUGGUUGAUGAGAUGUUCAACAACGAAAGCCGUUAUGCUGGGUCGACAGGCCGGACACGAACAACACAGGAAACACCAGUUUCCACAUCCAGUCAUGAGAGACCGGGAAACCAUCAAUACUUGUACGGAGACACAGGUCAAUCAUCUGCUGCCAGUUAUCAACGAAACCCCGCAUCAGCAACGACGACAACAACAACUACAGCAAAACAUGACACUACAAGUAGAUAUGGAAAUCCUUACACAAAUCCUACACGCACAAGUUCUGGAUUCAGUGCAAACCAUGGGGCACAACCUAGGGCUUCAGAGGUUCCUUCAUCUACAGAUAACUACACUGCACCGUAUAAAUAUGUCAACCAUAAUGGAGAAACAUUUGUUGUUUUUCAGAGAAAGGUAUUUCCAUAUCAGACAUGGCUAGAAAUGGAGAGGAAGGUUUUUUCCCCCUCUGGUUCUUCCGAUGCUUAACUGUUUUGUUACAUGUCAGUUUAAUGUACAAUGUAUUGGGUAAUUUUGGCACACUGGAGGUGCUAGCUUUUGUGGCAGAUCAAGAAAAGUAGUCAAAUUUGGAUGUGCCCAAAUUUCCAUUCAUAUAAAUUGUAAGCAAUUACAUAUACCUUUAAAUGAAAUGUAAAUCUGACAAAAAUAUGAUCCAGCUCUUCAAUUUGUUUUGAUAAAAAAAUGUCCAAUAUUUCUAAUGCCAAAAUUGCCCAGUAUGUGUUAUGUUUAAGCGUUGUGAAGUGAAUAAUACUAUAAAACAUUAUUUUUUUAAUUAACAUAUCAAAGAGUAUUUCCAUAGUGUGCUAGUGGACUUGUAGGGCCUUCUUAUCUUGCUGUGGUAGUUGCAGAUUAUUCCCCAUUUUUAACUUAUCUGAACCAAAGCUUAAUCAUGAACCAGAAUAUGUCUGGUUGUAUGUCUUUCUGGUGUAAAAUUUUCAAAGCAAUUGACCUUUAAAUUCUAGGGUCACAGCUAGGGGCAGGCAACCAGGUUUCAUGCACUUUCAUUGUGACUAUAUGUAUAUGGUCCAUUUGUUUGUCCAUCAACAUCUUUGUUAUGACUCCUAUCUGGAACAGUUUUCAACAAAAAGCUUUCAUCUUAUAAACAAUUGAAGGAAUUGGGUAUAUAUUUACUUGAUCAUUAAAGGAAGAUACUCCCAGAUAUUUUGGUCAUUAAGUCAAAGGUCAAGGUUGCAGUAGAUCUAAUUUCCACUAAAUUUACAACGUUUAGAGCUUACAAUUUUUAUACAAGGUAGUUGAACAUGAAAAUGCAGUUUUGUAAAAAGAACAUAUAAUCACUCCUCCUCUGUCUGUACAGAAUUCUGUUUCAGUUGUACUACAAUAUGAAUUAUUGGAGCCCUUCAGUUUUCAGUUAUUAAGCAUAUCAUUAUCAUAGCAUUCUAAUUAGAUAUAUUUUUCUAGAAUUAUACAUUGUUCACCAAUGAAAUAAAGAUGUGUACAUGUGUA
Molecule: messenger RNA, 3240 nt
Organism: Ostrea edulis (European flat oyster)
Lineage: Eukaryota; Metazoa; Mollusca; Bivalvia; Ostreida; Ostreidae
Exons: 6
Coding region: 1-2244 (747 amino acids)
Source: RefSeq, a predicted model, not a curated record